AGUUCCCAGCGCAGGAACUUCGCCUUUCGCAGGAAAUCCGCGUCCCCUCUUUCCUCCCUCCGUACCCCACGUCACGCGCUCCUUCUCCUUCUCUCUCUCUCUCUCUCUCUCUCUCCAUACGAAAACCCUAGCUCUCCAUCCAGCUUACAUGCCGUAGAUCUCUGUCUGGAGCGCCUCUUAAGCAAGGCGUCGAAGCUCACCUCCCCGCUUCUUGUUCAGAGUCAUGCCACUAUAUCAUGCCUCUCAGAGUUGCUAUGUUCGGCUUGGAUGGGAAGUCUCUGAGAUGUCAACUACCAUAAAUUUAAGUCACCCUUGUAUUCAAAAUGGUUGGUGCUAAUGAUAAUGAUCAGGGUAGUUCACAGACAUCCUCCAAGCGGAUGAGAAGAAAAUCUGUAGUUUGGGAACACUUCACUGUGGAAUCACUGGGUGGUGGGUGCACCAGGGCAUGCUGCAAACGUUGCAAACAAACCUUUGCAUACAGUUCUGGUUCCAAGUUUGCAGGUACGAGCCACCUCAAACGGCAUUUGGCCUUGGGAAUCUGCCCCAAAAAUCGGCAUAAAGAGAAAAACCAACUGACACCUUAUACUCCACCCGCUAAAAAUGGUGGCAGUGUUUCCGAUCCACCGAAAAGACGCUAUAAAGGGAGCCCCAGUGUGGUGAGUGAGUUUGACCAGGAUCGUAGCCGCCAAGAUAUUGCAAAAAUGAUCAUUGUGCAUGAGUACCCUCUCCACAUUGUUGAGCAUUCCGGUUUCAUUACUUUUGUCCAGAAUCUUCAACCUCAGUUCAAGAUGGUAACCUUUAGCACCGUUGAAGCUGAUUGUUUGGCCAUUUACCAGAAGGAGAAGCAAAAUCUGAUGCAGCUCAUGGGGACGAUCCCUGGACGGAUUAGCCUCACUUUGGACUUGUGGACAUCUAGCCAGACUCUAGGAUACAUGUGUGUUACAGGGCAGUUUAUUGACAGUGAUUGGAGGUUACAUCGACGAAUUCUCAAUUUCAUGGUGGUAUCCUCUCAAACUGGGAAUAUACUUACUGAUGCGAUUGGAACUUGCCUUUCAAAUUGGAAUAUGGAGAACAAGUUAUUCUCCAUCACUUUAGAUAAUGGUUCUUCGAAUGAUGGCAUCAGUUCCAAUCUCAGAGACUACCUCUCCAACAAGAACGCGCUCGUGCUCAAUGGUCAGUUAUUUGUGGCGAGUUUUGCCCACAUUUUAAAUCUGGUUGUGAAGGAUGGACUAGGGGCAAUUCAUGAUAUUGUGUACAAAAUCCGCGAGAGCAUAAAGUAUGUGAAAACAUCACCGGCCCAUGAGGAGAAGUUUGCCGAGGUUGUCAAACAAUUUCAAAUCCCGAGCAUGAGGAGCCCAUCCCUCGAUGUUCAGACACAAUGGAACACAACAUUUCUCAUGCUGCUGGCUGCAUUAGAACACAAGCAAGCAUUUGUUUACCUGGAGACAUGCGAUUCGAACUACAUGCAAGCACCGACGGUGGAUGAAUGGAAGAAGGUUGAAACCCUUUGCAAAUACUUGAAAGUUUUGUAUGAUGCUGCAAAUGUCUUCACGGGAAUGCCUAACCCAACUGCCAAUAUCUACUUCCAUGAAGUAUGGAAGAUCAAAUUAGAGCUGAGCCAUGCGACAACAAGUGAGGAUCCUUUCACUCGUUCCGUUGUUGGGCUAAUGCAUGAAAAGUUUGAUGGUUAUUGGAAAGACUGCUGCCUCAUCUUAGCAAUUGCUGUUAUCAUGGAUCCACGCUUCAAGAUGAAACUUGUUGAGUUUAGCUACACGAAAAUAUAUGGUGAAAAUGCAGGCACAUGUAUCAAGACCGUAAAUGAUGGAAUUCAUGAUCUAUAUCUUGAAUACAUUGCGCAGCCACUCCCACUGACACCUGCUUACAUUGAGCAAGGACCAGCGCCCAACAAUGGUGGGAUGGAAGGAGGAACUCUUCUUACCAGUGGUGAUGGGCUUCUAGACUUUGACGUGUUCAUAUCUGAAAUGUCUAGCAACCAGCAGACAAAGUCAGAGCUUGAUCAGUAUCUUGAAGAAUCUCUCUUGCCAAGGAUCCAAGAAUUCGACAUCUUGGAAUGGUGGAAGCUGAACAAACUCAAGUACCCAACGCUGUCAAAGAUGGCUCGUGAUGUCUUGGCCAUUUCAAUGUCGACUGUAAGUUCUGAGUUCAUAUUCAGCACUGAAAGCCGAGUGCUUGAUGACUAUCGCAGUACAUUGCGGCCAGAGACGUUGCAGGCCGUUGUUUGUGCGAAGGACUGGCUCCAGCAGCAAAAUGAACUAGUGGAGCCAAGUGCCAUUGUCAAAAUGGAAUUCUGAAACUUGCAGUUGUGAUCACUAGAUGCUUCAGUUGUGUUUUUUUUUUUUUUUAAAAAAAAGAUAACCACUAGAUGUUUCAGUUGCCACCGUGAUGAUAGUUAUUUGGGGCGAUGACAGGCUUCCCAUCAUGUUUCGGUCUUUUAGUUGUAUUAGUUUCUUACCUACUUAGUACAGAUGACUUCCUGGUACUA
Molecule: messenger RNA, 2503 nt
Organism: Magnolia sinica
Lineage: Eukaryota; Viridiplantae; Streptophyta; Magnoliopsida; Magnoliales; Magnoliaceae
Product: zinc finger BED domain-containing protein RICESLEEPER 2
Exons: 3
Coding region: 324-2312 (662 amino acids)
Molecular function (GO): DNA binding; protein dimerization activity
Source: RefSeq, a predicted model, not a curated record